Messenger RNA from Cyclopterus lumpus (lumpfish), 4170 nucleotides. RefSeq names its product membrane bound O-acyltransferase domain containing 2a (gene mboat2a). The coding region runs from base 463 to 1977 and encodes 504 amino acids. The record is from RefSeq and is a predicted model, not a curated record. Gene Ontology annotation, cellular component: membrane. The transcript has 13 exons. NCBI's taxonomy places the organism in Eukaryota, Metazoa, Chordata, Actinopteri, Perciformes, Cyclopteridae. Gene Ontology annotation, molecular function: acyltransferase activity. Gene Ontology annotation, biological process: lipid modification.
ACUGCUACCAAGAUAGUUCACGUCCUACUCCACUACGAUAUUUAACCAUUGUCUCAUUCGUGGUUAGCGUAAACGUUAAACAUUUUUAAACAUCGAUUUGUAGACAAACAAGAAGUUACGCCAAAAGGUACUCCCUAUUUAUUUUCACGUAAAAGCGUAAGCAAACAAUUCCACUCAAGCUCGCCAACUCCUAGCUAAAAUACGACGCCCUGUGUUCCCAACUGACGUUAGAUGGGAGAGAAAGUGGUCGAGCAGGGACUAUCUCGUCAUGGUUGUGUACUCUUUGUUGGAUGUGUGCUGUGGAUGACAACCGUCCAACCCGUCGCAACAACAGCAGCAGCGGCGGCAUCAGUGUCUCUAUCAUCGCGAACGCCGAGGGGAGUGAAGCGAACCGGGGGAAGGAGAGAGAGAGAGAGAGAGUGAGAGAGAGAAAGAGAAAGGAUUUACGGACACCGACCAAGCAUGGCUACCCAAACGACUGCAUCAUGCACUGGAUCCACUCUGUUGCAGCCAAUCAGCGACAUUAUCAAUCUCCCUGUUGACCAGGUUAACUUUGUGGCAUGUCAGCUGUUCGCCCUGCUAAUGGCAGUGUGGUUUCGGAUCUACCUCCACCCCAGUAAGACCAGUCCUUUCAUCAGACAUGUGGUGGCCACUCUGCUGGGCUUCUACUUGGCUCUCUUCUGCUUUGGCUGGUAUUCCCUCCACUUUCUGGUGCAGAGCGGUCUGUCCUACAGUGUGAUGGUGUUCGCUGGCCUGGAGCACAUGCACAAGUAUUGCUUUAUCGUGACGCUUGGCUACCUGAUAUCAUGUCAGAUCACGCGAGUCUAUGUGUUUGACUACGGCAUGUACUCUGCAGAUUUCACAGGGCCCAUGAUGGUUAUAACACAGAAGAUUACCAGCUUGGCGUUUGAAAUACAUGAUGGUUUGACCAAGCAAGAGGGGCAACUGACUCCCAGUCAGAAAUACCUAGCUAUCAGGCGUAUGCCCACCCUGCUGGAGUACUUGAGCUACAACUGUAACUUCAUGGGCAUCCUGGCAGGGCCCACCUGCUCAUACAACGACUACAUGGCCUUCAUCGAAGGCACGUGCUACCAGCCGCACCACCAGGAGAACGCCAACGGCAAGGAGAACGGGAAGUACAAGCAGAGCGAACCCUCGUCCAAGAAUGACGUCAUCUCCAAGCUGUGUACAUGUGCCAUCUCACUGGGCAUCUAUCUGUCGCUGUGCACGCUGCUCCCGGUGGAGCACUCGAUAAACGACGGCUUUGUCAGCUCCACACCAUUCCAUCUGCAGGUCAUCUACCUUUACUUGGCCAUGCUGGCUCUGAGGCCAAAGUAUUACUUUGUCUGGACCCUUGCUGAUGCUAUCAACAACGCUGCUGGAUUUGGCUUCAAUGGAUACAACAAAGAUGGCUCCCCACGAUGGGACCUGAUAUCAAAUCUCAGAAUUCUGGACAUUGAGUUUGCCACCAGUUUCAAGAUGUUCCUAGACAACUGGAAUAUUCAGACAGCUCUUUGGCUCAAAAGGGUGUGCUAUGAGCGCUGUCGCAUCAACCCCAUGGCUGCCACCUUCUUGCUGUCGGCCAUGUGGCACGGGGUGUACCCUGGCUACUACUUGACCUUCCUCACUGGCAUUGCCAUGACGAUGGCUGCACGUGCCGUGAGACAUAACAUCAGGCCGUACUUCCAGGGCUCUGACUCGCACAAGCGCAUCUACGACGUCAUGACGUGGGCAGGGACUCAAGUUGCCAUUAGCUACACGGUGGCGCCAUUUGUCCUACUUGCUGUGGGACCCUCACUCAAAUUCUACAGGUCCUGGUACUACUGCUUACAUCUCCUCUGCCUGCUGGUGGUAUUGGCCCUCCCUGUCAAAUCGAGACGUCUGCAGGCCAAAGAGCAGCAGGACGGCCUAAAGGACAACCAGGCGGACCACAACAGCACUGACAACAACUGCAACCAAAAAGAAAAGGCCACAUGAGGCUCUGGACAGCGACACGCAGUCCCUCCAGCAGCAGGAACACUGAGACAAACUAAAACCACUGAGAGCUGGACUGUGGCGAGUCUAUUUACCUGACAAAGAACCAAAUAUCGGAUGCUCUGAGAAUCCUAACCGACAGGAAACGCAAGUCAAUGUUCUGUCAAAACUUCCAGUAGCAAGGAUGACAGCAAUCACAGUUUCUGACAUGGAUAAGAGACCAGGAUGUAACAAUGGCCAUAGUGUAAACUAAUGUGUGAUGGUGGUUACUUUACAUUACAUUAGUGGAAAUGAAGACUUCCAAGCUGCCUUAAACCCUCUAUGUACUCGGCUGGUGAAAUAACAGUUGGACGGCACGUUGCAGGAACCAAUUUGCAGUUUCACCGUUGUGGUGUCAGUUUAUAUAAACAGAUGAGACGUGUGCAGUAUGUGGAGGGUUUUUGUCAUUGUCUGGAUACAAACCUCUGUUAGGUGGAAAUGGAAAACGGUUUUAAUGUAAAAGAAACAUUACUUUAUCAUCAGCUGCCAAUUUCAAACAGGCCUUAGGAUCCUCAAAACAUUGUUUGAUUUCUAUGUCUUUUUAAAAAUCUUUAUUGGAGAAGACGUCACAUUGUUCGUGUUUUGUAUUUAGAUGUUCGUGACAACAAUAUUUCAGAUCCAUUGUCAAUGCUUUUUUUUUUCUGUGAUUUAAUUUAAUUCAGAUCUCAUCCAUCUCCACCUGUGGGAAGUCUAAAAGAGGCACUCAAGAGUUACUGAAUGGAUGUAUGUUUCUUUUUUCAUAUCUGCUGCAUUUGUGACAGACAACUGUGUGUUUUUCAAAGGGAGUUCAUUUACACUGUUGUGAUUUCCAUUUUUUUUUUUUUUCUUUAAUGAUUUCUGACCUGGUUUCAAAGGUGUGUUUUUUUUUUUUUUUUUUUUUUUUGACCUGUGUUCAAAUGUCGUGCCUCUGUAUUACAAGUAUCCAAAACUAUUUAAUGCAAGUCCAAAUUAAUAAAAUUGUACAAAUGGGGACACAGUGGAUUGUUAACAUCACGGUUGAACACACUGUUGCAGUGUUAUUCAUUGUCUUAAAAUCCUACAAAUAUAACAAAUCUAUUCAAAUUACCACAUUCACUGAAGAUGUAUUUAAUUGUCAAAAGGUUUUGUAGCCAUAAUUAUUAUUAUUAUUAUUAUUAAGUCAAUGGAAUGUAAAAGAAAAGUUUCCAAAUUGAUGCACAGUGCAUAGCUGUUGUGGUAAAUGGUCUUAUUUCAUAUUGUGUGCACUUAUGUUAGAAUAGGUGAUAUUUCAGGUUGCAUUUACUGUAGGGUUUCGGUUCAUGGCCUUUCAAAUCAUCCAGUUUACUCUUUAUGACAUGCAGCAGUUCAAACUGAUUUCUGUAUCAUUAAAAAUUUUUUAUUUUAGUGAAGGAAAUGUGAUGCAGAGGAGACGACCUGAAAAGCACCUCUCAGUUGUCGGUUGUUUGGGAAAGUCACGCCCACAAUAUCAUAAACACUUUGUCGUACAUUUUGUUUUCUUCCAAUUGUCAGUAAUUUGAGUUGGUUUGGUGCAUUGGUGUUAUGUAAAAUAAUAACAAAGCAGCAGAAAGAGAGCUUUUUCCAUUUCUUUUUAAGAUGUUCUAACGUUUGCAUAUUCCUGCCAUAACUCAGUGUAUACCAGUAUUCAUGUGAUCCGUACAUGUCGAUGUGGUCUCAUGUAAACUAUAUUUGUAGCCUGGGCCUUGUGUAGGCGACCGUGGCCCACUUAAGGGAAAGGGAUGUCAUUCUACAAACAAAGCGAUUAUUGCACUGCAUGGCCAACCAAACCAGCAGAUCAAUGCAAAUGGCUCCAUAUGUCCAAAGUGCCAAAUCAUGAAUGGCGCAUUUUGUUUUGUAUGUAUGUGAGCAUGCGUGCCUGCGUGUGUGUUUGUGUGUGCAAAUGUGUCCAUGUAGUAUAUGUGCGCGCCUGUGUAACAUAACGGUUAUUUUUGUGUCAGAAGGAAAUUUAUUGAAAGAUUUGUAUAACAGUCCAUUAAAAUUCUGAUUUAUGUGGCAAAAUAAAGAGAAAUUAUUUUUAAACACUAAAAUGUAUGUUUUCAAAAAUAUAUAUUUUUUUUAUGUCCUUUUUUUUUUUUGGUGCAAUAACUGAAAUUAAUAUUAGCAGAAAAACUGAUGUAAUGUUAGCAUUUGAUCCAGGUCAUGCUCAUGCAACCAAGUGAA